ACUUCUCUCUUGUGAAACUUAAAAAAAAGAUAGGUCUAAAGUCUCUACUCACAUUACUCACGUCUGGCAAACUGCUGUCUACAAAGUCACAACUCACUAUAUAGUUCUGAAAAGACUCUAUUUUUUUUAACUUUCAUGCCUUCAUGGUUUGUUUAACUUUGUUUAUUUACCUGAUUUAGAAAAUAAAAGUUUAAUGCAAUAUUACAAUACAAAUUCUACUGGUUGUAAAUUAACCGGGUAUUUCAAUAAUAAUUUGACUUAAUGCCCAAUGUUAUGUUGUGUUAUUAACUAUUAGAAUGUCAAAUCUGUGUAGAGACGAUUUCGAUUCGGGUCCUAAACAUGUAUUUUCUAUUGAAGACGGUCUAUGGCUAGGAAACUUAACAGCUGCCAUAGAUUUAGCAUUUUUACGAAGCAACGGAAUUAACUAUAUAAUAACAGUGGAUUCUUGUCCAUUGCCAGAAAUUAUAUUAGAUUUGAGAGACAUUAAUGUUAAGUAUAUACAAGUUACCGAUAUGGAUGGAGAAGAUCUUUUAAGCCAUUUUGAUAGCGCAUACGAGUUUAUAAAAAAAGGUCAAGAAAAAAGUUCUGUUCUUGUGCAUUGCUAUUAUGGAAUAUCCAGAAGUGCGUCAAUUAUAACAGCGUAUAUUAUGAAGAAGUAUAAAAUUAGUUUUGAUGAUGCUUUCCAAAGAGUUAAAAUUAAAAAUGCAGCUGCAUUGCCAAAUAGUGGUUUUCAAGCACAACUUAGUUUGUAUGAAACUCUGGGAUGGAAAAUUGACAAAAACAAUAUGCAAUUUAAACUGUUCAGACUGAAAAUAGCUGCUAGAAAAGUAAAAAAAGUUAAAAUUUUGCCACAAGACUGUAUUGACGUUAUUAAAGGAGACCCAUCUCUAAUAUGUGCUAGACCAGAUCCAAAAGUUUAUCGAUGCCGUAAAUGCCGAAGGAUUUUAGCUUUACAAUCAAAUGUAUUACCCCAUUAUACCAAUGAAAAAUUGUCAUGGAAAGAUUCAAAAUUAUCUUCAGAUUAUUCAAGCUCCCAAUUAUGUUCAGACACUAUAUUUGUUGAACCAAUGACUUGGAUGUCAGUGAGCCAAUCUGAAAGUGGAAAGAUCAACUGUCCAAAAUGUCGAUCUAAACUUGGCUCAUAUAGUUGGACAAUGGGAUGCCAAUGUCAAUGUGGUGCCAAAGUAUCUCCAGCAUUUUAUCUUGUGCCAUCUAAAAUAGAUUACAGUGGAUUUUUGCAAAAUGUUCAGGCUACUGUUUGAAAACCUAUUAUCUUAAUAAUGAUAUUCUAAAUGAAUAUUAUGUGUUAUUCUCUUUAUUCACUGUGUCAUUACACUAUUAUGUAAAAUAAUAUUAAAUUAUUGAUACUUAAGACAAUAAACCCAAUAUUCAAAUAA
Acyrthosiphon pisum (pea aphid) is the source of this 1397-nucleotide messenger RNA. RefSeq names its product dual specificity protein phosphatase 12. Gene Ontology annotation, biological process: protein dephosphorylation. Gene Ontology annotation, molecular function: protein tyrosine/serine/threonine phosphatase activity. Gene Ontology annotation, cellular component: nucleus. Lineage: Eukaryota; Metazoa; Arthropoda; Insecta; Hemiptera; Aphididae. The record is from RefSeq and is marked provisional.